AUGACUGGUCUAGUGUUAGUUGAUGUCGCCAUUUCAAACCCUGGAGAUCAAGAGAGGAGGAGGGGAGGGACAAGAAUCCUGCUCUCAAAGUUUGCUGUUCUGCAGUUGGCGUCUAUGCUGUAUAAUGAUUUAGUAAAGGGUAGUAGUAAGGAUACUAGACAAGUACUCAAAAGGAUUGACUAUGGAGGAACGUUCACCCUCCUACUCUUGGUUGGGAGCUCCCUUCUGUUCCUGGCAACUAAAUACAAUGCGGAAUACCCAGUAAGUGGUACUGAUAAAUCUGAAAUGAUUUGUCCUAACCUUUCUCAGUGGAGUCACCCUUAUGUCUGGUCAAGUCUGAUAUGCAUGAUGGUCUCAUUGCUUGGAUUCAUCCUUAUUGAGCUCUAUGUAUCACCAGAACCAAUCAUGCCACCGUUCUUGUUGCAUCAACGAGUACCAGUACUGGUCAGUGUGAGCAACGUUCUGGUUUCAGUUUGCAAUUUUGCAGUCACGUAUUUCUUUCCUGUGUGGUUUGAAACGGUUAAACUGGCAAGCGCGUCCUCUGCAGGGAAGUACAAGGUAUUGAGUGUUGUAUUUGGAAUCUUUCCUACUCUUGCUGCCGUCCUUAUCGCGUCUCUCACUGCGGACUCGAGUGAAUGGCUACAAUGGUUGAGCUUGGUCGGUAUCCCAUCCACGAACGUAGAUGAACACUGA
This is a messenger RNA of Acaulospora colombiana, 693 nucleotides long. Lineage: Eukaryota; Fungi; Glomeromycota; Glomeromycetes; Diversisporales; Acaulosporaceae. The record is from the annotation of a GenBank genome assembly.